Molecule: messenger RNA, 3603 nt
Organism: Sardina pilchardus (European sardine)
Lineage: Eukaryota; Metazoa; Chordata; Actinopteri; Clupeiformes; Clupeidae
Gene: klhl2
Product: kelch-like family member 2
Exons: 15
Coding region: 451-2277 (608 amino acids)
Molecular function (GO): protein binding
Source: RefSeq, a predicted model, not a curated record
GUCUGUGAUUGUUUUCUGGACGAGUUGGGGUGAGUGUCUGAUGUCGUACCCUGCUCUAUGUGAGAGUCUUCCACAAGCAGAGGGAGCUACUGCUUUCUCCUCACGCCUCCUUUCGCCACCGGGGAGCCGUCUUUGCGCACAUAUCCUUGUUUUUGCAUUUCAAUCACUGAAGGAAAAAUAACAAGUAACCUAGCUCGGUGCUGCACCAGACACCUGACAGACAAGCUUCAGGUAGCCUACAAUCUGAUCGCACAACAGACUGUCAAGUGUUUUUUUUUUACCCAGAGAAGGAAUUGCGACUAGCUGUGUUAUAACCGAAGGCUUCGUGUGUUGCCGCAGCUGUGCGACUGUCUGUGCGGUUGGUAAAGCGACUGUAUGUGAUGGACCGGAGCCUGUUUCAUCGCCACGGCAUUACAGAUCAGGUAUUCGGUUUGUAAGAAGAGCGAUGGAAUGGUGGUGCAAACCAAUGCGUUCAGUGUCCACGGCCUGAAGAGAAACAAUACAAUGGAGAUUCAUCCAAUAUGCACCAAGCUAUGUGCACACAAACCCCAGGAGCUGAAGGAUGACAUCUCAGAGAAACAGUGCCCUAUCACCAUAAACCCACGCCACAUGAAAAAAGCCUUUCGUGUCAUGAAUGAACUUCGCAGUCAGAACCUGCUGUGUGACGUGGUGAUCGUGGCUGAGGAUGUGGAGAUCUCUGCCCACAGGGUGGUGCUGGCUGCUGGGAGCCCAUACUUCCAUGCCAUGUUCACAGGAGAGAUGAGUGAGAGUAAGCAGAGGCGUGUGCGCAUUAAGGAGAUGGAUGGCUGGACCUUGGGCAUGCUCAUAGACUACGUGUACACCGCAGAGAUUCAGGUCACAGAGGAGAAUGUACAGGUGUUGUUGCCUGCUGCUGGCCUGCUGCAGUUGUCUGAUGUGAAAAAGGCGUGCUGUGAGUUCCUGAGCUCACAGCUCCACCCAACCAACUGCCUGGGCAUCAGGGCCUUCGCUGACCUACACGCCUGCACCGACCUGCUUACACAGGCCAACACGUACGCCGAACAGCAUUUCUCUGAGGUAGUUCAGUGUGAGGAGUUUCUUAACCUGGGGAUGGACCAGGUGUGCAGUCUGAUCGCCAGCGACAAACUCACCAUUCCCUCUGAGGAGAAGGUGUUUGAGGCUGUCAUAGCUUGGGUAACUCACGAUAAGGAUGUCAGGCAGGAGCACAUGGCUCAUCUGAUGGAGCACGUUCGGCUACCACUGCUCUCUAAAGAGUACCUGGUGCAGAGAGUGGAGGAGGAGAGCCUUGUCAAGAACAGCAGUGCAUGUAAAGACUACCUGAUUGAGGCCAUGAAGUACCACCUGUUGCCAGCAGACCAGAGAUCCAUGAUGAAGACCAUUAGAACUCGCAUGAGGACACCUGUCAGCUACCCUAAGGUGAUGGUAGUGGUGGGGGGCCAGGCUCCUAAAGCCAUUCGUAGUGUGGAGUGUUAUGACUUUGAAGAGGAUCGUUGGUACCAGGUGGCUGAGCUCCCAUCCAGAAGAUGUAGAGCAGGGGUGGUGUAUAUGGGGGGCAUGGUGUAUGCUGUGGGGGGCUUUAAUGGCUCUCUGCGGGUGCGCACCGUGGACUCGUAUGACCCAGUGAAGGAUGAGUGGUGCUGUGUCAGCAGCAUGCAGGACCGCCGCUCAACACUGGGGGCAGCAGUGCUCAACGGCUUACUCUAUGCUGUUGGGGGCUUUGAUGGAAGCACAGGUCUGGCCACUGUUGAGGCCUAUAAUGCUAAAGCCAACGAGUGGUUCCACAUCCAGCCCAUGAACACACGCAGGAGCAGUGUUGGCGUGGGAGUCGUUGGAGGAAUCCUGUAUGCUAUUGGAGGUUAUGAUGGAGCAACGCGCCAAUGCCUAAGCACUGUAGAGGCCUACAACCCAAACACUAAUGAGUGGACCUACAUAGCAGAGAUGGGCACUCGCCGCAGUGGCGCAGGUGUGGCCGUGUUGAAGGGUUUACUGUAUGCAGUUGGUGGACAUGACGGGCCACUGGUGCGUAAGAGCUGUGAGGUGUAUGACCCUGCCAACAACACCUGGAAACAGGUGGCAGACAUGAACAUGUGCCGCAGGAAUGCAGGUGUGUGUGCUGUGAAUAAUGUGCUGUAUGUGGUGGGAGGGGAUGAUGGCUCGUGUAACCUGGCCUCUGUGGAGUUCUACAACCCCAGCACUGACAAAUGGACCCUGCUGCCCACCUGCAUGAGCACUGGACGCAGCUACGCUGGUGUGUCGGUGAUCGAUAAGCCCUUGUGAGGUAGCUGAAGUGUGCUGCUGGUACUAUUCUCACUCAGUUUGGCUGAGGCUCACUUGGAGGCUGUAACUUCCUCCGAGGAGCUGCUUCAACAGAAGGCUGUGCAGAGAUGACUUCUCUCUCUCUCUCUCUCUCUCUCUCUCUCGGUCUCUCUUUCUCUCUCUCUCUCUCUCUCUCCUCCAUCCAUCCUGUCUCUCUCCUUAUGUCUUAUGUCAUUAAUCCUGUUUCUGUUCCUCUCACCUUUUCCUUUAUUUAUUUCCGAAUCCUAUCUGUUAUGCUAUGUCUUUCUUUUCUCUCUUGACCUUGCUGUUCUCUCUAUCCUAUCUCUGUUCUGUUCUCUCUAUUCUUUCUCUCUGUUCUGGGAGUGUUGAUGAGGAUUAUUGCACUUAGCAGGAGGAGCACUACAGAAGGAGUUCUGACAGGACAGGACUCUGUUGGUUGUUGAACAUUUUCCUAAUUGCAGAUGAACUGUCACCUGAACACACUGAGCCUCAAGACCGUAGAGACCCUAGUCUGUGGUCUUAGGUCAUCUUUUUUGUGCAAGAUCGAUGGACGUGAAGGUCAUUUUACUCAACGCUGAUAUAGGAUGCGUGUGUAAUAUAAUGUGUAAUCGAGCCGGAUAACAUUUGCACCAGUCAGAUUCUGUAUUUAACUGACACAAGCGUUAAAUAGGCAGAACGCCUCUGGACACUGAUGUAUACAUGAUGUAACAUUUCUGUGUUGCUGUUAUGUUUGCCUCUGAUUCAAAAGAACCACUAGUGAAGGGGAAUGAAACGAGCCAGCACAUUUCAAGAGUUCGUUUGCCAAACGUGACUUCAUAGCAGGCCAUAAUGCAGAAUAUUACAGCAUAUGCUCUGUUCGCUGUUUAUGAGUUUGCCCCCUCCACCGUGCGCCUGUAUAGACGCUCCAUUGGUGUUUUAAAAAUGCGAAUGUGUUUUGCGCAUGCGGUAAACUGUGGCAUACCUCCAGUGAUUCUGGAUAGGAGAUGCAUCUGCAUGGUCCUACACUGUGUGUUUGUGUAAUUUCAUUCCUACUUGUUUUAAUGCUGCUGUAAAAUCAGUGAAAUUAUGAAUGUGAUGUGAAGUAUAUGCCACCUCUGCUAAAAAUGACCAAACUUCUAUUAAUGUAUUUCUUUCUUUAUUGCUCUAUUUCUUUCUUGUCUAAUUAUCUAUUUAUCUAUCAUUGAUUUGUAUUUUUUAUGAUAAUUGGUAUGAUAUUAUAACUUGCAAUUGUAUGUCAGUGUAUAAAGGAAUGUUUGUGUUUGCUUUUUGAAUUGUUUCAUAACUUGAUUUUCUUUUUAAAAUAAUAUUAAUAAAUACGCUUCUGGU